This is a messenger RNA of Eremomyces bilateralis CBS 781.70, 3558 nucleotides long. RefSeq lists its product as uncharacterized. The transcript is spliced from 4 exons. The record is from RefSeq and is a predicted model, not a curated record. NCBI's taxonomy places the organism in Eukaryota, Fungi, Ascomycota, Dothideomycetes, Eremomycetales, Eremomycetaceae. The coding region runs from base 1 to 3558 and encodes 1185 amino acids.
AUGUCCGACUUUCAGAUCAUGUUCGAUGCCGUCAUGGCGGCGAGGAAGGCGUCGGCUGAAACCAACAUCGACGACCCAACUCUAUCAGCCGAUGACAUUACGUCGGGUGCCAGCUCCCUCCCCGAGAACAUCGAGGCCGUCGCCCAUGAUCCUUCCACCAAUCUCCCUGAUGCCUCGACGCGAAUGAACGAGCAGAAUGACGGGAAGAAGAAGCUUGAGAUUGAACCGGGGCUCAGCGCCUUCUUCGACUUCGAGGAGGCAUCCGGUGACAUUUCGAACAAUGAGAUCGCGGGCGAUCUCCGCGACUUCCACACUGAAUGGGAAAUUGACUGGCAGAAUCAUCCGAUUCUCGGUGAGGACGUGCCCGAGGAGUACACGAAACUCUUUGCCCACAUCGGCAAGGAUGCCAAUGGAGAGGCGUCUCAGUCCAACAAGUCAGCCCAGCCGGAAGCCGAGUUGAACAAUGGACAGCUCACUCCUCCUGAGCACGUUAAUGGGGACAAGCCUCAGUCCGUUCAUCCCUCCAACGAGAUGCAGCUCGAUACAGUUGAGGUGGCUGCCAAAAAGCCCGGCAACCCUUCUACCACUGGAUACACCAAUUGUGGCACGAUUCAGGCUGUCAACCGUACCACCACUCGAGCUGCUGGUGAGCCCACUAAGUCGGGCAUUUCCACUCAGGGGUCGGGCUUUGUUCCGACUAGAUCCCUAACGAAUCGUACAUACCAAUCUGACUCCGAUUCUGAGGAUGAGUUCUUUGAUCGGGUUGAUGAAAUUGUCGAUGAGCGCGCCGAGGAGCUCCUAGAAAAGGAGAGAGCAGAAAAUGCUCAAUCGAUUGGAGAGGUCGCCCGUGACGACCAAAUCAACCCCACUGGCAAGUUCAAGUCCGCACCCGCACUUAUGGAUCAGAGCGGCAUGGUCAGUGACAGUACUAUCCGCAUAAACACUGUCAGCGAUGUCUCGUCCUUGCCUGGAAUUGCUCCUUACAUUCGUCCUCCUGUUGGCCUGCAAGCCUACACUUCCGCCGACAAUCCUCUUCUUCAGGGUGCUGGAUGCCCCCCAGGCACCGUUCAUCCGAACGACCUGCAUAUCCUUCCGGACAAGCAGAACUCUCAUCUGCCAGUGGCUUCACAUCCCCCUUCCACAACCAAAAUUCUCAUGACAGUUCCCACUGAGAAGGAGAAACUCGAAUUGGAAGACUUUCUGUUUGCCUGUGAGCUUCAACACAAUCCAUCAGCUCGCAGAUCGGACUCCCGGUACGUUGUUGUUGUCGGCAACGAAAAGCCAACUUUGAACGCAGUUGAUGCUCCCCCUGGAGAUCAAAACAAUCAACCUGCGGAGGGUUCGAACACCUCCGCCUGUCCUGUUGUUGGCAAUCAAAACAACCAAUUCACAGAGGCUCCUGGCGCGUCUCCUCAUCCUGUUAUUAGCAAUCAAAACAACCAAUUCACAGAGACUCCCAGAGCGUCUCUUCAUCUGGUUGCUGAUAAUCAAAACAACCAAUUCACGGAGUCUCCCCGUGCGUCCCUUCGCCUUGUUUCUGAUAAUCAAAACAAUCAACGCAUCGCGGCAUCCAACUCUUCUCAUCUUUCCACUGGCGAGCAAACCAAUCAAUCAAUUGAGGUUUCCAACGUCUAUCCUGAGCCCAUUUGCGUUGACGACGAAUCAGCAGCACCGGAAGCCGCUCAACCUGCCACCAGCAACCAAGCCACUCAGUCGACUGCUUCUACCGACUCUUCCUCUGCCGCCAGCGAUCAAGAGACGACUGCCUCUGAGCCAAGCAGUCCUGCUGCUGAAAAGCAAGACAACUCCACCGGCGCCACUGAUAGUGACGAGCCAGACACCACAACCGCUGAGAAAACUACGACCAGACACUCCGGGAAAUUCCCCCAGCCUGUUGCUGCCUUCGAGAAGCCGAUCAAGAUGUCGGAAGCAUGCAACCCGGAGCAAAAGGUGGUCAUUGACAAAAUCACGGAAGAGUGCAAAGUGCACUGCAACCGGAUGGUGAUGGGUGAGCACCGGGUCAACCUCAUUGGGUUCGAUCAGUUUGUCGCAGAUGGCAACGUGAUAGCAUGGACCGACCGUGAGAUGAAAUUUGUUUUGGAUUGGUUCACUCGCGGCGCGAAAGUGCUGGAGAAGAUGAAGAAGGGGACAGUUGAGACUUUCAAGCAAGUUCAGGGACUCUUCCUUCUCUAUGGGCCCAUGUAUGGCGAAGGAACUCACCUGGAUCUUUUCAGGGAUUAUUCCCAUCUUGCAGGCCCUAUGGUCAAGGAUUAUCUUGACGUCAUUGAGAAGAAUCGAGUCAUUCGGGCUGCAGUUGAGGAGGCAAUUAACGCGGGAGCUAAAAUUGACCUUGCUUUGCUCUUGAAGCCUGUUCCUGUGCUUCCUCAUGAAGUCGAAAAUCUCGAUUCCAAGGCGUUGACCUACUUGACCUACUCCAGUGUUGGCUACCCUACUCCAGGUAUGCAAGUUGACUGGGAAAAGCUCCGCGUGGAUCUCGAGCAGCACAAAGAGAAGAUCCCUGUGCUCUACAAACUCGUCGGAGUCUGCAAGACGUUGGCUUUGAACACCCCGCGCAUUCAGUACUGUAUUCGCGAGAUGAUGGAGUCCGCAACCUACUCCUAUCACAGCCUCUGGCACUCUUGCUUCGACAAGCGAAGCCGUGUCGAUUUCGCAGAGCGAGCACAGAAGUUCCAUGCUCGACUCUUCUAUGUCAUCUACAAUUGGUUCAACGUCAGGAAGAACUCCAAGAUCCUCGAGUUCCUCGGUACGGACAUCCUGAAGCAUGACCUGCCUACCCUCUUCGAGAACUUGAACAACUUGGACGAAUACGAAAAGACCAUGCAGGCUCGCUACAACUGGCGUCAACACAAGGUCAAUGAGAUUGAUGCGGCUUUCCAGAAGGAGGAAGCCAAGACCAUGCCGAUUCUGGGCAACUACGCUUCUUUGAUGGACCCUGUUCUUGAGCGUCCAACUCAUGUCGAUCCUCAACAAGAUGACUUGCUGGGUCGGAUGGGCUCUUCCCCCCAACCCCACGGUGCUCAAUUUGUCGUCCAGAGCCCUGCCGGCCCGGCUCCAACCAACAAUAGAGGCAGCCCAACCGCUGGCCUACCUCGUGUGAUGCCGACCACUCCAUCGCGAACCAACACCGGCGCACGACCGGCCACCGGUCCGUCCCGUGUGAUGACCGCCAGCCCAGCUCAAACCAAGCGUGGCCCUAGACCGACCGCUGGCCCGUCUCGUGUGCUGCCUGCCACCCCAUCACAAAUCAACAAAGGAGGUAGACCGAUCGCUGGUCCGUCCCGUGUGAUGUCGGAUGGCCCAACUCAAGUUAUCAUUGGCCAACGACCGACGGCUGGUCCUUUCGACAGGAUUACAAUGCCCCCCGAGCUCGGAGCUGGAUCCGCACAACCUGCCACACCUCCUAAGAUCAAGCGCAAGUACUUGGUUGAUGGAUCCGUCGGGCAACAGACUCCGCCUGAUACCCCUACUUCUUCUGGUGCUCCCGAGAACAAGCGUCGACGUCUCGAUAGCGAGCAGCCGAACGUAGGCUAUAUCUGA